This is a messenger RNA of Aureobasidium subglaciale EXF-2481, 3522 nucleotides long. RefSeq lists its product as uncharacterized. Bases 1 to 3522 code for a protein of 1173 amino acids. NCBI's taxonomy places the organism in Eukaryota, Fungi, Ascomycota, Dothideomycetes, Dothideales, Saccotheciaceae. Gene Ontology annotation, biological process: L-lysine biosynthetic process. The transcript has 2 exons. The record is from RefSeq and is a predicted model, not a curated record. Gene Ontology annotation, molecular function: phosphopantetheine binding; L-aminoadipate-semialdehyde dehydrogenase [NAD(P)+] activity.
AUGGCUGAUCCGAGACCCAACCCCACUUCAGAUCUUAAUUGGAGUGACUACAGAGGUGCUAUUCACCAGAUCUUUGCUGCGAAUGCUACUAAGCAUCCCGAGAGAACUUGUGUCGUUGAGACCGCUUCUUCAAACUCACCCAAGAGAGUCUUCACAUAUCAACACAUCAACGAAUCAAGUAAUGUUCUAGCACAUCACCUCGUCGCCAGUGGAGUACAACGAGGUGAGGUCGUCAUGGUCUACGCUCACCGCGGCGUUGAUCUGGUCGUGGCCGUCAUGGGUGUACUCAAGGCUGGCGCUACUUUCUCCGUCAUUGACCCUCUGUACCCUGCGGAUCGUCAAAUCAUCUACCUCGAUGUUGCCAAGCCCCGCGCUCUCGUUGUCAUCGAGAAGGCUUCUCAAGAAGCCGGAAAGCUUUCUGAUACUGUGAGAGAGUACAUUCAGGAGAAUCUGAGGCUGAGAACAGAGGUCCCUGGUCUGCAAUUGCAAGACGAUGGCUCCGUCAUUGGUGGCAACGUUGAUGGUCGCGACUGUCUCGAAGCUCAGCAACAAGCUCGUGCCGAGCUUCCUGAUGUUGAAGUUGGUCCUGAUUCAACUCCUACCUUGUCCUUCACUUCUGGUUCAGAAGGCAGACCCAAGGGUGUCAAGGGUCGCCACUUUUCUCUGGCCUACUACUUCCCCUGGAUGUCAGAACGUUUCGGUCUGUCCGAGAAGGACCACUUCUCAAUGCUCAGCGGUAUUGCUCACGAUCCUAUCCAGCGCGAUAUCUUCACUCCUCUCUUUCUGGGUGCCCGUCUGAUUGUACCUCCGGCCGAGGACAUCACUUUCGACAGAUUGGCCAAGUGGGCCAGCGACAACGAAAUCAGCGUCACCCAUCUUACCCCUGCCAUGGGCCAGAUUCUGCUCGGUAGCUUGGAGCCCAAGGUCAACUCACUGCACUCAGCAUUCUUCGUCGGUGAUAUCCUUCUGAAGAGAGAUUGCCGUAGAUUGCAGGAUCUGGCUCCCAACGUUCGCAUCAAGAAUAUGUACGGUACCACUGAGACACAGAGAGCCGUCAGCUUCUACGAGAUCCCCAGCAAGUCCGAAGACUCCUCAUAUCUCGACAAGAUGGGUGACGUCAUCCCUGCUGGUAAGGGUAUGCUCGACGUCCAGCUGCUUGUUGUCGAUCGUUCCAACAGAGAUCGCAUCUGUGAAGUAGGCGAGAUCGGUGAAAUCUAUGUUAGAGCUGGUGGUCUUGCAGAAGGCUACCUUGGUCCCGAGCUGAAGGAGCUUACCAACUCCAAGUUUGUCCCAAACUGGUUCGUUGACAACGACAAGUGGGUCAAGGAGGACCAAGAGAAGGCGACCAAGGCCGGUAAGGACGAGCCAUGGAGAGAGUUCUACAAGGGACCCAGAGACAGACUCUAUCGCUCUGGUGAUUUAGGACGAUACACUGCCGAUGGUAACGUUGAGUGUACCGGCAGAGCCGACGACCAAGUCAAGAUUCGUGGCUUCCGAAUCGAGCUUGGAGAGAUCGAUACUCAUCUCUCUCAGCACCCUCUUAUCAGAGAGAAUGUCACCCUUGUCAAGCGUGAUCACGAGGAGGAGCAAAUUCUUGUCAGCUACUACGUUCCCGACUUCAGCAAGUGGUCUGAGUGGAAGAAGGCAAAGGGCGAGGCUGAGACCAAUGUUGCUGACGACUUGAGCAUUCCCGAGAGGCUCAAGAUGUUCAACACCCUUACCAACGACGUGAGGGAGCAUCUGAAGAAGAAGCUGGCUUCUUACGCUGUGCCCACUCUCUUCAUUCCCAUGGUCAGACUGCCUUUGACUCCCAACGGCAAGGUCGACAAGAGAGCACUACCAUUCCCGGAGAAGUCAGAGCUCCUUGCUGCUUCGUCGAGCCAACCCGUCCAGGAUGCUGCUACUCGUAGCGAGACCGAAAAGUCCCUUGCAGAAAUCUGGGCUCUCUAUCUACGCAGCUACGCCGCCGACAGCAUUCCGUCUGAUGUUCCUUUCUUCGACCUUGGUGGUAACAGUAUCGCCGCUGUUCAGAUUCCCUCUCAGAUUCGCAAGAAGUGGCCUGAUGUUACUAUCCCCGUCAGUGCUAUCUCCAAGAACCCAACCCUCCAACAGCUUGCCGGCGAGAUCGAGCGCUCACUCAAUCCCGUUGGACUCCGUCUCGAUGCCCAAGCCCCGGAGACCGACAACCAGGAAGAAUUCUACUCGAACACUCUCCCUGAGCUGAUCAAGGAGAUUCCUACCAAGAUUCAGUCAGCAAGCAGAGAAUCUGCUAAGCAACAGACAGUCUUCCUCACCGGAGCAACUGGCUUCUUGGGCUCCUACAUCCUCCGCGACUUGCUGUCCACCGGCAACAAGGUCAUUGCGCACGUUCGUGCCAAGUCUCAAGAGGAUGCUUUGCAACGUGUCAAGGCAACUUGUCAAGCUUAUGGCAUCUGGUCAGACUCAUGGUCAUCCAGCCUCGAGUGCGUCACUGGAGAUCUGCAGGAGCAGCCUCUGCUCGGUAUGCAACAGGAUGUCUAUGACCGCGUCGCCAAAGAGGCUGAUGUUGUGAUUCACAACGGUGCCAUCGUACAUUGGCUCAAGCCUUUUUCGUCUCUCAAGUCUGCCAACGUUUUGAGUACCAUUUCGGCCAUCAAGCUGUGCGCUACUGGGAAGACCAAGAAGAUGGCCUUUGUCAGUUCUACCAGUGCUCUUGACUCAGACCACUACGUAGAAUUGUCCAAGAGCCUCAUCGCUUCUGGUGCCGCCGGUGUGAGUGAAUCUGAUGACAUGGAGGGUAGUAGACAAGGCCUCACUACUGGCUACGGACAAGGCAAGUGGGUGUCUGAGCGUCUGAUGGAGGAGGCUGGAAGAAGAGGUCUGGUCGGCUCCAUCAUCCGUGCUGGCUACGUACUUGGUGAUCCCAAGACUGGCACUACCAACACCGACGACUUCCUCAUUCGUAUGCUUAAGGGUUGUGUGCAAGUCGGUUCUAGACCUGACAUUACAAACACCAUCAACAUGGUACCUGUCGAUCACGUCGCCAGACUCGUCAUCGCCACAGCACUCAACCAGCCCGUCGCACCCAUGGUCGUCUGCCACGUCACCGGUCAUCCCAGACUGACAUUCAACCAAUACCUCGCUGCCCUGGAAGCAUUUGGCUACGGAACACCCAAGGUCGAGUUCCCCAAGUGGAGAGACGCCGUCGAGAGCUUUGUCGAGCAAGGCAAGGAAGAGCACGCUCUUCUUGGUCUGUACCACAUGGUCACUGGUGAUUUGCCCGGCAGCACCAAGGCCCCCGAGCUUGAUGACAGAAACUCUGCUGCUGCCCUCAAGGCUGAUGCUGCGAGGUCAGGCCAGGACUUCUCGGCUGGUAGCGCUGUCACUGAGGAUAUUGUUGGACAGUACCUCUCCUUCUUGAUUGCCAGAGGCUUCAUGCCCAAGCCUACCAAGAAGGGUAUCAAGACACUUCCCGAGUCUAAGAUUACGCAAGAGCAGAUAGAGGCUUUGGAUCGUGUUGGUGGACGUGGAGGUGCUGCAUAA